AUGAAGUGGCACCUCUUCAUUCUAACUACUUCUGUCCUGGCUUCGGCCCUGCAGACCCUUCCACCGGUGCAGUUUGCUCGGCAUUCUCACUUAGAAGAAUUUUCUCUUGCAUCCACGGACCGUGUGAUCUAUCUCGAGGAGGACUUCUCGGAAUGGAAGGACCAAGAUGGCCUGACACUGAUUCCGCCUUCGACAUCUCAGUUUGCUGGAACAUUUCGUGACGAUCUCCAGCAACUCACCAAUAGUAGCUGGAACAUUCGAACCGUGAAGGAACUUCCAGAGCACGCAUCGGGAAUAUUCCUCGGUCGCUUGAAACCCCAGAAUUACUUCACCUAUGAGGAUGGCACGGCAACGGAAGAAGGAUACGAAGUCGUCGUCGGGAUGGACCGUGUUUCCAUCCUUGGUUCGGGAGCGCGAGGAAUGUGGUGGGGCACUCGAACUAUCCUACAACAGCUCGUUCUAAAUUCACAUUCGAUCCCGGCUGGUCGCGUGGAAGAUGCGCCAGCGUACGCUACGCGAGGCUUCAUGCUGGAUGCCGGUCGGAAAUGGUAUACCCUGGACUACCUUAAGGACCUUUGCACCUACGCCUCCUUCUUCAAACUCUCCGAAUUCCACUACCAUGCAACGGACAACUACCCUCUCUCCCGAGGGCCUAAUGUAACUUGGGACCAAGUGUACUCGCAAUUUGCUCUGCGGCCUGAGAAUCCGGAGCUGAUGCCACUUGUCCAGCGAUUAAAUGAAACACUGUCCCGCUCCGAAUUUGACGACUUCCAAAACCAUUGUGCCCAACGAGGAGUCACGGUGAUACCGGAAAUUGAAGCCCCAGGACAUUGCUUAUCAGUGACUAAGUGGAAGCCGGAAUUGGCUCUGGACCAACAGGAUUUACUCAACCUGUCCCACCCGGAAACCAUUCCUCUGGUCAAGUCUAUCUGGACGGAGUUUCUCCCUUGGUUCUGCACCAAGGAGAUUCACAUUGGCGCUGAUGAAUACGAUUCUACUUUGGCUGAUGACUACAUUAGCUUCGUGAAUGAGAUGUCUCAAUUCAUCCACCAAACCCACCAGAAGAGAAUUCGCAUCUGGGGCACAUACGAGCCAUCCGAAACACAGUCAAUCCACAAAAACAUCACUAUUCAGCAUUGGCAAUACGGACAAUCAGAUCCCAUGAUGCUGGCUCAAAAUGGAUACCAGAUCAUCAAUUCCGAGGACUGGUGGGCUUAUCUUUCGCUGAAAAAUGACCAUGUGCCCAUUACACCGGCGCCUUAUCCUCAGUUCUUCAACACCGCACGCGUUUUGAAUUUUGCCGACGUCGAAGGAUGGCAGUGGACUCCACAGCUCUUCAAUCCAGUUAACAAAACGGAACAACCCGAUUCAAACGCGGUUCGGGGUGCCAUUAUGGCAGCCUGGAAUGACAAUGGGCCAGAUGCGACUACACAACUCGAAGCUUAUUAUGCCAUUCGCAAUGGGAUUCCGGUCGUUGGAUCUCGCGCAUGGUCGGGAAAUGUGGGACCUAGACUCAUUGCGCUAACCUUGGACGAGUCGAUCGAGCGACUGACUAGGCACGCGAUUGGGCAAAACUUGGACCGAAAGCUCUCACACGUUUCUGAUCAUCUUCCGGGUCCGCUUUUCUCAUGGACAAAACCUCAUUCGGACCCCUCCCAGCAGGGUCAUCAGAUUGGACUGGGCAGUAAGGGAAUGAACUAUACCAUGCGGCUGGAUACGAACGGCAUCUUUACUAUUGAAUCAAAAGACGCAACCCUUGCGUUGUCAGAAGAUGGCCAGUUAACUUUUUUGCCGAUGGUUGGCCAUACCCACUUCGCUCGGUCGCGGAAACUGAUGGAUUCGAUCCUGCUGAGCCUGGAAGAAUUUGGGCCAACACGACUAGCUCGACUCAUAAAAUUGUCAACAUCCCUAUGA
This is a messenger RNA of Penicillium cinerascens, 1914 nucleotides long. RefSeq names its product beta-N-acetylhexosaminidase. The transcript has a single exon. Lineage: Eukaryota; Fungi; Ascomycota; Eurotiomycetes; Eurotiales; Aspergillaceae. Bases 1 to 1914 code for a protein of 637 amino acids. The record is from RefSeq and is a predicted model, not a curated record. Gene Ontology annotation, molecular function: beta-N-acetylhexosaminidase activity. Gene Ontology annotation, biological process: carbohydrate metabolic process.